AUCAUCUUUCCCAUUCCCCGAGGCUGUAGCAAAACAUGGACCCUCUCAGAGUGGCCGAGAUUGCAGCUUGCGUGCUCAAGAGCAUACCGUUGGGGAUUGUGAUUAUUUUCGGUAGAGCUCAGACGGCGGCCAAUAACUACCCCAUUGUUACGAAGGGCCCAUUCUGCACUCUUCUCGACAUAUUCCACGUGGCGCUACUGGUUGUGUCCACUGCACUGAGCACUGCGAAAGGCUGGUUGAUGCUAGAGGACGCCAAAGUGAACAAUUUCAUCAGCGGAGCCAUGUUGCGAGAAGCAUCCUCUACUUUAGCCAUGGCGUUCUCUCUGAUUCUCCUGUCGGUUAUCGUGUGGCGGCGCUGGCGGCGAUGUCUUCCACCGUCAGCAUUCGUGGUGGCUUUGUUGGGUCUGCAGUCUACUGCAUGCGUGCUGGACGCCUUUCGGCUGUUCACGACAGUCGUCGAUCCGAAGGAUAUAACCCCAUUUGCUAAUCGUCUCCAACACAAGUCUCUUAUUGUGAGUUUUCUCCUGGUGGCUGCAGUACUUGGAAGUUUUCUCGUGGCAGAGGUGCACGACUUGGUCAUCAAAAAGCCGAGUUCAUCACAGGAACUAACAGAUGAAGACUCAUCUUCUCUUCUUGCUCGGCAAGUCAGCACAGUAUUAUUUCCGCUCUUCAAAAACACGUUGCGAAAGGGAGCAUCAGCAACGCCACCGCUUCCUGUUGUGCGGAGGGGAGUGCGGUGUAAGCAGUUGAUUCAAACGCUCGCAGAUCAACUCAGUGAACGAGGAGUUCUGCACAAACAACGUGGAUCAUUUGUGCUCACCCUUUUAGGUGUCCUAUGGAUGGACGCCCUGCGACUUACUCUGGCCUCCGUGUUCUACUACAGUUGCAUCUUAGGACGAAUCUCAGCACUCGAGUUGUUAAUCAACUGCACGAGCAACACAGGCAUGGCCACAGCAGCGUUGCUGUUCGCCGCGACGACAGUGUGCGAGUUCAUGCUCUCAAUUUAUUUUAUGGAUAUGCUGAAUAUAUUCGGAUGCAGAGCACGUUCCAUGCUUCAGGGGCUCGUCUUCAGCAAGGUGACGACAAUGUCGGCAAAAAGCAGGGCGCGCUAUGCGGCGGGCCACAUCGCCUCGCUUAUUUCUGUCGACUGCUCACUCGUUUGCAGCUUUGUAUUUUGCGUUCCCACGCCAUUAUUUGGCAUAUUGGUCCUGCCAGCUGUGUUUUGGAUGCUCUCCAGGCGUGUUGGCAUUGGACCAUCGCUCUGCUGCAGUGGAUGGACUAUUAUUGUACUCUGCGUACCAUUUUUUGCUUCCUUCGUCCAGAAGUGCGUAUGGGUAAAAGUUAUUCGGGCAAGGGACGAGCGUCUCAAGACUACAGCAGACCUUCUGUCCACAAUUCGUGUGGUCAAAAUGUACGCUUGGGAGGAAGCCAUGGAGCAGAAUGUUCUGCGGCCCAGGAACAUCGAGCUCAAGUGGCUGCUGUGGGCGAACAUACUAGACGGUAUUCUGGACUGCAUAUAUUCCUCCACAAGCUCAGUGCUGAUGAUUAUCUUGUUCUGCACAAUCUCCAUAAUGGAACCUGACGUCACCUUGACGCCAUCUGUGACAUUUUCCUGCGUAUCUCUGCUCUACGUAACGGACAUAGCGAUGGACACCUGUGGGCAAGCGCUGCGAAUUUUUAACCAGGCUAUGGUCGCACUAAAAAGAAUAGCUGAUUUCUGUACGGCAGAAGAUCAGCGAAAGCCGAAAAGAAAAACCAAGGAGCAUUCUGCAAGAAACGCAGGAACAGUUGUGAUGGAGAAGUGCUCCUUCGCAUGGCCAAAGCCGGUGGAUGGCAUAUCGGAAGCGCAGCUCAUAAACAUCAAUUUGAAGGUUCGGCCAGGAUCUCUCGUCGGCGUCGUAGGCUUCUUAGCAAGCGGAAAGUCUUCUCUGCUUGCUGCGAUUCUUGGAGAUAUGCACCUGAUUGAAGGCGACGUUACGUGCACCGGCCGGGUGGCAUUCUGUCCACAGCUUCCAGUCGUGCACAAUAUGACUAUCAGAGAUAAUAUUUUGUACGGAAAGCCUAUGGAUGCCCCCUUCUACCAUCGUGUUAUUCGUUGCUGCCAACUUGUUCACGACAUAAAUAAGCUGGAGGCUGGAGAUUUGACUGAAGUCGGUGAAAAGGGAACGAACCUCAGCGGUGGUCAAAAACAGCGCAUCUCUAUCGCCCGGGCUGUGUACAGCCAGAGCGAUGUCUACCUGCUGGACGACUCCCUUAGCGCGCUGGAUCCAGUCGUUGCUAGCUGCGUAUUCAAAGAAGUCAUAGGAAAUAAUGGCUUGCUUCAGCACAAGACGCGAAUUAUGGUCUGCAAUCAAGGAAAUUACUUGCACUACAUGGAUAAACUCGUCUUUGUCAAUAGGCGAAGGAUUAAGGUAUUGGAUAGGAUUGAAGAUCUCAUUAAGGACCCCGAGGCGCCAGAAAACUUCGGAGAAACGCUCAAUCAACACUCCCUGCAGAACGGGACAGCAAUUGCCGGUGUGCCGAACAUUGGAGAAAACGACAUGGUCGGACGACUCACUGUGGAAGAACUGGGCCAAUCUCAAAUGACAGGGUGGCAGCUGCUGCUUAGCAUCCUGCGGCAGGCACAGUGGCCGGCAUUUCUGGGUGUACUGGCUUUCUUCGGAGCGGCGUGUGCAUUUGCUGCGCAGCAACUUUGGAUCAAGCAGUGGACAGAUGCUGCCUUGGCUGAUGACGACACGGCUUCGCCUUCUCGGCAACUUGCCUGGGUCAAAGUGCUGGUGGCCUUGUGCUUGACCGAUGUGGUUUUCCGCAUUGUGGGAAGCAUGCUCCUGGUGCUCUCGGCGAAGAAAAUGUCCCGAUGCCUGCACGACGACAUGCUGAGACACGUACUUCAUAGUCCAGUAUCUUUCUUCGACGAGUCACCCAGGGGUCGCAUACUAAACCGGUUCUCCGUCGACUUGGAGUACGUGGACGUUCGAGCGUUCCUGAGCGGCAAGCAAAGUGUUCAGAACACACUCAUCACACUAUCCAAGGCUGCUGUGAUCGGAACGCAGUCGCCGGUACUUCUCGGCGUCACGAUGGUCAUGGCAGCUUUGAUCGCCUUUGGAAUGAAUAUGGCUGUCAAGGUUUCUCACAGCGCUCGCUACUACGAGAGCCUGGCCAUGUCCCGGCUUUUACAACAUACAACCGACACGGUGGACGCACUGAGCAGUGUGCGAGCGUACGGCGCGACUGAAUGGUUCCGGCGACACUGCUUUCGCCUUGUGGACGACGCGAUGCGUGGCUACCUAUGCUUCAGCACCACGUUCCGUUUUGUGCGCACGCUGACAGCCACAGGGGGUUUCGUGGUCGUGAUGUCCACGCUGCUGGUAAACGUCUUGUUCCCUGGCCCCAACGGGCCGGAUCCCAGCAGCCUAGGGUUGGCUCUCAGCUCCGCCUGCUCGGUGCCUCUGUCACUGAUGUCGCUGUGCGUGGUGCUGUUCAACGUGCUGCAAAUGAUUGUGUCAAUUGAGCGGUGUCUGCAGUAUACAAUGCUUCAACCAGAGGUCGACGCACCAACGACGAGCAGCAAAACAAAGGUUCCGCUGUCCGAAUGCCUGUCCUGCUGGCCCAGUGAAGGGAAAAUUGAGUUCCAGAAUUACUCAUCCUCCUAUCGUCCAUACGUCCUGCGGGAUGUGCUAAGUGACGUCACAUUCACAAUUCAGCCUAUGGAAAAAGUCGGAGUGGUGGGGCGCACCGGAGCGGGCAAGUCAUCACUGCUACUCGCCCUCUUGCGUGUGCUCAGACCAACCGCGGGUCACAUCCUUAUCGACGGCGUAGACAUCUCGACGGUACCGCUUCACAUGCUACGCAGGAGCAUUACAGUCAUCCCGCAGGACCCAAGCCUUGUUAGGGGAACGCUCAGGUUGAACCUGGACCCCACAAAUUCUCACUCUGAGGCGGACAUUUGGCAAGCCUUGGAACGCGCACACCUUGCCAAGUUCGUCUUAAAGGAUCCGAAAGGGUUAAUGCUAGAAACAAGAGGUGGCGGCGACAAUCUGAGCGUCGGUCAGCGGCAGCUUGUCUGCCUGGCGCGUGCCCUCCUAAGGAAGUCCAAGAUCCUGCUGCUUGACGAGGCUACAUCACAGAUGGACGGCGACACGGAUCGCCUCCUACAGGCCACACUCAGGGAGGCAUUCGCGGACUGCACUGUUCUCACCGUGGCACAUCGCAUUCACACGGUCCUCGACUGCGAUAGGGUCCUUGUCCUUGAAGAUGGCAGAGUCCGAGAGUUCGAUUCUGUACAAAAACUGCUUGGGGACUCCUCAUCAGAUUUCUACUAUAUAGCAAGGGAGGCUGGUAUUCAAUGCGCUCGAAACAAGGAUCAAGGUGUCGUGACGGUGCUGUAAUUUUUAUUUAUGAGAUAAAUGUAAUAAAAACCUGGAAACUU
Molecule: messenger RNA, 4429 nt
Organism: Dermacentor silvarum
Lineage: Eukaryota; Metazoa; Arthropoda; Arachnida; Ixodida; Ixodidae
Product: ATP-binding cassette sub-family C member 3
Exons: 26
Coding region: 36-4388 (1450 amino acids)
Biological process (GO): transmembrane transport
Cellular component (GO): membrane
Molecular function (GO): ATP hydrolysis activity; ATP binding; ABC-type transporter activity
Source: RefSeq, a predicted model, not a curated record